GUGCGCCCUCUCCUCCCUCGUCAUUCCACUGGGAAAAAUGGAAGGGCAAGCUGGGGUCAAGCGCGCAAAGAGGAACCGGAUCGCCUAUUCUUGCCUAGCAUGCCGCGAUCGCAAAACCAGGUGCGAUCGCGGGCGCCCCUGCAGCCAAUGCGUAAUGCGGAACGAGGGGCACCGUUGCUCCUUUGCCGAGAAGGCGUCUCGACAGCCGAGCUCGGGCAACCUCGCGGCGGCGGUUGCAAAUGAAGCUUUGUACGAAGACACGGCAAAUGACAGCCUGUUUGAGGAUACGACGAACCGGCUACACAAAGGGCGCAACAGCCCAGACACCGAAGCCGUGGUGGUUGGACUGCAGCAGAGAUUGACAAGGAUGGAGAGGCUCUUUGUCGAGCUCAACAACGUCCCGCCUUCGCCGAUCGCUCAGCCUCCAGCAGACCACCGAAUUGAAAAUGGCAGCAGAAGCGCGUUCGCGGAUGAGUCCAGAGAGGCCAACGAGGAGGAGAGAAUGCUGCGACUGUUUUGCACGGCGCUGCCUUCACCCACCGCACUGGACUUGCUCUUUGUAUCAUACAGAGACCGGGUGAAAUGCAUGGCUGGCCAUUUCGUCCACAUGCCCACCCUUCGCGACGAUAUUCAACGUCUUGUAGCCAUGGGGCCCACCCACGGUGCGAAAGCCAUCAGCCGGGGCGAGUUUGGCGGACCGGCGUGGCUCGCGAUGCUGUUCCUGGUACUGGCGUUGGGCCUGCGCCACUAUCCGACCAGAGCCGAAGUGGAAUUCUUCACAGAGCUUGACCACACAGCCACGGCCGGUCGUGAGCAGCUGUGGGCCGAUUACGCGCAACGGUGCCUGAACCUGUGCAUCCUCGACCCCCGGCCACAGCUCGAGCUGAUCCAAGCAAGCCUGCUCUUCUGCGUCUAUUCGUCCACAGGGGGACUGGAUGCCGCAGAGGCAGACGAACGUAGAGCAGAGGGGUCUCAGGAUGGGGGAGCGCACGAAUCGCAAAAGCAAAACCUGUUGGCAGCUCGCUUGCUCAAAAUGGCCAUCUUGCACGCCCAAGAGCUGGGGCUGCACCGCCUGAGCAGCGACAAGGGCAGUGACAAGCGGCAAUACCGAACAAAGGCCACGUUGCAAACGGAGAUGGGCAAGAGGAUCUGGUGGGCCUUGUGCUUCCGCGACUGGUCCUAUGCAAACACCAAGCAGAAUCGUGUGUCGUCGAUUGGCCUGCGCGACUUCACCACACCGCUUCCGGGCAACUACAACGACGAGGAUCUCAUCCCAAAAGAAGGAGAGCUCCUGGCCGAGCCCAAGCCCAGGGAUGGCUUCACAGAGGUGUCGUUUGUGCUCGCCAUGCUCGACUACAUUGUCAUCGUCAAGGAUCACUGCGAGGUGCAGGCGGCAGCUGGGCCAAGGACUGUGCAGGCCGAUGCCGACGCCAUGGCCAGCGUGGCAGCUCGCUAUCAAAGUCUGAUCGCGAGACUACCAAAGUACUUUCAGGUGGGUGAGACGGCAGCCCAGCAUCCAAACUACUGGUGCAAGGCCCUCGAGGUGCAAAAGUGGCUCCUGCAAAGCGCAAUCUUUAGUCGCCUCAUCGCAAUCUAUCGCGACACAUCAUGGACCGACGCGGUCGGCCGAUCGACGUGCGCCACGUUUGCUCGGGGCGUCCUUACGCUCCAGCAGGACCUCCGGUCGCGGCACUCGGUGGUCGACCGGCUCUGGACGAAUCUGUCGCAGAGCUACGUGGCGGCAGUCGUGCUGUGCGAGCACCUCAUUGCCGAUCCAGACGUGCUCGAACGGUCUCUCUUCUUGGAGCUGAUCAACGAGGCGAUUUCAGCCUUGCUCCAAAUCGCAGUCGAAGACCCCACGGCACUGCGCUGCGCACGAAUCGUGCAGGCGCUUCUUCAGCACGUUCGCGACCACCAGCGGAGUCGCUCUGGGCACCCAUCUCCAGCGCCUCUUGGGCACCUGGCUAGGAAACUCGUUGAAACAGCACCUCGGCCCGAGGUGAAAUGGAAAGAGCAGCCCGCCUUUACGCCAAACGGACUCGAUCUCUCGUUCAAGUUCCCAGAUGCGCCAGCGAACGACGGCUUGGCGUACAUCUUCGAUACAUGGUCCCACUUCGACAAUGCCGCUCCUCCACCCCCGAUUCCUGCCGCUGCGUGGGACGCCAGAGCAAGCGACGACUUUUCAGCCGACGCCUCUCUGGACAAGACGUGGCGAUGGUUUCUGGACCAAGGCAUCUUUUCCAUGUAGCGCCAUGCUUCACGUACUGCUUCCCACCCUUUCUUGCUAUCGCUCGCAAAGUUGUACAACAGCUCUCUAUUGUAUAUCCCAAUUCCUGAUCUUCGACAGUAAACGACAGAAACGACAGGCUGCCGCGCCAUGACCUGGGGUAGCAAGGAAGGAGAAAUGGUAUUCUUCCUAGGCAGGCGAUGCGGAAGCAGGACAGACGAGUGACAAGCUGAGCUAGAAAU
Acaromyces ingoldii is the source of this 2469-nucleotide messenger RNA. RefSeq lists its product as hypothetical. Gene Ontology annotation, molecular function: zinc ion binding; DNA-binding transcription factor activity, RNA polymerase II-specific; DNA binding. Lineage: Eukaryota; Fungi; Basidiomycota; Exobasidiomycetes; Exobasidiales; Cryptobasidiaceae. Gene Ontology annotation, biological process: regulation of DNA-templated transcription; DNA-templated transcription. The record is from RefSeq and is a predicted model, not a curated record. The transcript is spliced from 3 exons. The coding region runs from base 38 to 2248 and encodes 736 amino acids.